Molecule: messenger RNA, 663 nt
Organism: Suillus plorans
Lineage: Eukaryota; Fungi; Basidiomycota; Agaricomycetes; Boletales; Suillaceae
Exons: 2
Source: RefSeq, a predicted model, not a curated record
AAACUUGAAGUGCGUAUCCGAAAAUAUGAGAAUCUGCCAAAGGAGUCAGAGUUCAGGGACGAGAAGUAUCGAGCAGCGCUCACAGAGUCCUUGAUGUCGCAGGAUGAGGAUGAAGUGAAUGAGCAGGGGCAAAAGACAGGACGCUUUAUAUCGCAUGCUGGAACAUAUCGAAGUGGUGUUAUGUCGAGGUUCUUGGCUGCUGUUGACGAGGCUGUGGAUCCACAACCACCUCCUCGCUUCACUGCUCGUGUGAAAGGCGAUCCAAAAGAGCUUCCUAUCUUAGCUGCCAAGAAAAUCGAAAAUCGAGCGCGCCGAUGGAUGGUAUCAGCAGAGUGGCUCGCAAAAGAAGAAAACAAGAAGUACGACUCACCUAGUUAUAUCCUGGACAAUGGACGUGCAUGGGGAGAUCCAAAAGAUCCUGAGGAGAUGGUGGCAGGCCAGAAGCGAGUCAAGGAACAGAAGAGGCUGAUUGCGUCAAAGAAGCGCGUGAAAAUUGAGGAGAUGGAGGCGAAGAAGAAGGAAAAUGGGACAAAGAAAGGUAAAGGCAAAUCAAAGAUCCGAGAGAGUAUCAUGCCUGCUCCAGCACAGCCAGUAGCGAGUACUAGCACAGCUCGUGAGCUGCCUCCAGCUGCGGAGUCAGAUGAUGAGUUCAGUGACUACUAG